AUGGGCUUCACCGGCACAAAACCCAAGGUCCUCCUCCUGGGAUCUAUCAUCCACGCACACAAGACCUGGGAAUCGCUAGCAGACAUCGCAGAGCUGGUUACGCCCACCGCGACAAACCGCGCAGAGUUCCUGCAGGAAUGUCGCGAUGGGAAGCUGGACGGCGUCGUCGCCGCAUACCGCACCUUCGACUCGAUCAGCAUCACCGGCCUCAUCGACGAGGAACUGGUCAAUGCGCUCCCCAGCUCCCUGACAUACCUCGCGCACUGCGGCGCUGGCUAUGACCAAGUCGACGUGCACGCAUGCAGCGCGCGCAGCCCGCCCGUGCGCGUCUCCAACGUCCCCACCGCCGUCGACGACGCCACCGCCGACGUAAACAUGUUCCUGAUCAUCGGCGCCCUGCGCAACUUCAACACGGGCAUGCUGGCGCUACGCGAGGGUAAAUGGCGCGGGCAGCCGGCGCCGCGCCUCGGCCAUGACCCCGAGGGCAAGGUGCUGGGGAUCCUGGGCAUGGGCGGCAUCGGGCGCAACCUCAAGAAGAAGGCCGAGGCGUUCGGGAUGCAGGUCAUCUACCAUAACCGCCGGCAGUUGAGCGAGGAGCUCGCGGCUGGAGCGGAGUAUGUGACGUUUGACGAGUUGUUGGCGCGCAGUGAUGUGAUUAGCCUGAAUUUGCCGUUGAAUAAACACACCCGCCACAUCAUCAGCACUGCCGAGUUUGAGAAAAUGAAGGACGGCGUCGUCAUCGUCAAUACGGCCCGCGGCGCGGUCAUGGACGAAGCUGCCCUGGUCCAGGCUCUCGACAGUGGCAAGGUCUACUCCGCCGGCCUGGACGUGUUCGAGGAGGAGCCCAAGAUCCAUCCGGGGCUGGUCCAGAAUCCCAACGUGCUGUUGGUUCCGCACAUGGGCACAUGGACGGUCGAGACCCAAACCGCCAUGGAGGAGUGGGCCAUUGAGAACGUACGCCUGGCAAUUGAGACGGGGAAGUUGAAGUCUCCAGUCCCUGAGCAGGCGGAUCUAUGA
This is a messenger RNA of Aspergillus clavatus NRRL 1, 1017 nucleotides long. Its product is annotated as D-mandelate dehydrogenase-like dehydrogenase. The record is from RefSeq and is a predicted model, not a curated record. The transcript is spliced from 5 exons. Gene Ontology annotation, cellular component: cytosol. Bases 1 to 1017 code for a protein of 338 amino acids. Lineage: Eukaryota; Fungi; Ascomycota; Eurotiomycetes; Eurotiales; Aspergillaceae. Gene Ontology annotation, molecular function: NAD binding; glyoxylate reductase (NADPH) activity; hydroxypyruvate reductase [NAD(P)H] activity.